Messenger RNA from Sciurus carolinensis (gray squirrel), 4408 nucleotides. RefSeq names its product early growth response 3 (gene Egr3). Gene Ontology annotation, biological process: regulation of transcription by RNA polymerase II. Lineage: Eukaryota; Metazoa; Chordata; Mammalia; Rodentia; Sciuridae. The transcript is spliced from 2 exons. Gene Ontology annotation, molecular function: DNA-binding transcription factor activity, RNA polymerase II-specific; RNA polymerase II cis-regulatory region sequence-specific DNA binding. The record is from RefSeq and is a predicted model, not a curated record. Bases 531 to 1694 code for a protein of 387 amino acids.
CUUUUGGGCAGCAGUGAGCUUGCUAGGAAGCGGCGGGGCUGGUGGUGGUGGUAGCAGCGGAGGCAGCGGCGGCAGAGGCAGCGGCGGCAGAAGCGGCGGCGGUGGCGGCGGUGGUGGCAGAUCGGGGGGCGGGGGGGUGGCGGGCGCGCGUCUGUUUGUAAGAUCAGUACUGAGGCCGCGUCCGACCCCCUACAGCCGAGACCCCCCCCGAGCCCAGCCCCCAUCCCACCCCCCGCACACGCCCCACCCCCCACGACCCAGCCUCACACAGCACCAGCUGAGGCACCCAAGAGGAUUACCCCUUUUGCCCCCCUCCCACCCACCCCCCAAAAAAGAGAAGAUCCCCUCCCCUGGCCCACCCCUUCCCCUCUUCCCUCCCCCCUCCCCCCGAACUUUCCCUCUCGCAUGCUUUUCCCCUGCACCACGGAUCGCCUCUCGGAUGCCGCUUGCCUGGAAGCUGCGUUAGGAGCAAGCGGCGGCGGCGGCGGCGGCGGCGGUGGCGGUGGCGGCGGCGGCAGCUCGGGAGUGCUAUGACCGGCAAACUCGCCGAGAAGCUGCCGGUGACCAUGAGCAGUUUGCUAAACCAACUGCCUGACAAUUUGUACCCCGAGGAGAUCCCCAGCGCGCUCAACCUCUUCUCCGGCAGCAGCGACUCGGUAGCCCAUUACAAUCAGAUGGCUACAGAGAAUGUGAUGGACAUCGGUCUGACCAACGAGAAGCCCAACCCGGAACUCUCUUACUCUGGCUCCUUCCAGCCAGCCCCCGGCAACAAGACCGUGACCUACUUGGGAAAGUUCGCUUUCGACUCCCCUUCCAAUUGGUGCCAGGACAACAUUAUUAGCCUCAUGAGCGCCGGUAUCUUGGGGGUGCCCCCGGCCUCAGGGGCGCUCAGCACGCAGACAUCCACCGCCAGCAUGGUGCAGCCGCCGCAGGGAGAGGUGGAGGCCAUGUAUCCGGCGUUACCCCCCUAUUCCAACUGCGGAGAUCUCUACUCGGAGCCCGUAUCUUUCCACGAUCCCCAGGGCAACCCGGGGCUUGCCUAUUCCCCCCAGGAUUACCAAUCGGCCAAGCCGGCCUUGGACAGCAAUCUCUUCCCCAUGAUUCCUGACUACAACCUGUACCACCACCCCAACGACAUGGGCUCCAUUCCGGAGCACAAGCCCUUCCAGGGCAUGGACCCCAUCCGGGUCAACCCGCCCCCUAUUACCCCUCUGGAGACCAUCAAGGCGUUCAAAGACAAGCAGAUCCACCCGGGCUUCGGUAGCCUGCCCCAGCCGCCGCUCACGCUCAAGCCCAUUCGGCCCCGCAAGUACCCCAACCGGCCUAGCAAGACCCCGCUCCAUGAGCGGCCUCAUGCGUGCCCGGCGGAGGGCUGCGACCGCCGCUUCAGCCGCUCGGACGAGCUGACCCGGCAUCUGCGCAUCCACACGGGCCACAAGCCCUUCCAGUGCCGGAUCUGCAUGCGGAGCUUCAGCCGCAGCGACCACCUCACCACUCAUAUCCGCACGCAUACGGGCGAGAAGCCCUUUGCCUGCGAGUUCUGCGGGCGCAAGUUUGCGCGCAGCGACGAGCGCAAGCGCCACGCCAAGAUCCACCUCAAGCAAAAGGAGAAGAAGGCGGAGAAGGGGGGUGCGCCCUCCGCGUCCUCGGCGCCCACCGUGUCGCUGGCCCCCGUGGUCACCACCUGCGCUUGAGGCUCGGGCCCCCAGAUCCCCUCUUUUCCCCUCCAGUGCCUCCCGCUGCUCGCCUGAAGGCAGCGGGAAAGCCAGCCACGGAGGCUCAGGGGCCGCGCCCUGGCCUCUCCAUGGACGUGCGGCCCUUUGCACCCCUUCGAUGCCCCUCAUUCCCAUCCUUUCACACCGGCCAGCGGUCGGGGGCCAGGCUGGAAGCGCCUUCCCCUCGCUGUCCCCCACUUAGCCAAGGCGUGGGGGCGGAAAGGUGGCGUCUAGCCCGCUUUGUUCAAUUGGGAUCGCCUUGAUCCAGGGGCCGCUGGGCUGCGCCAAGGACCUGCGGGGGACUGAAGGCGGGGCCCACCCAACCCUCGCCCGACCCAAGCACCUCACUGAUUCCCCCGUGUCUCUAUCUUCCCCCUCGAAGACCCGAGAGGGGGUGGGGGUAUGGAGCGCACCAAAGCGCAGAGCUUGCUGCCCGCCGCACGCACGCGCGCCUGCGUGCGGGGAUGCGCGCGAGUGUGUGCGUGCUCGCGUGUGUGUGUAUGUGUGUAUGUAUGUGUGUGCGCGCGCGCGCGCGUGUGUGUGUGAGACUCUUGAGCUGAAUUGGGCUGUGUCUACCCCAAACUCUUCCCCACAUCGGGUCUCCAAAGCCGCUCGGGGAUGUCCCAGGCUGGGGGCCUGCACGUGGCCGGAGGAGAUGGUCUUCCAUCUGCUCCGAAAUAAUGUUUCUUACAGAAAUGCCUCGGAUGCCGCCGCCGCGGUGCUGCUGCAGCCGCUUAGGGUUUGGCCCUCAGAACCCCUCCUUUUCCGAGCGCUUCCUUCUUAGGCCUCAGGGCAGUUUGAUCUGCGGGGAGAAAGAGCAGCCAUCACUGAGCCUGCCUUUUUAAAAAUAUAUUUUCUCGGCCCCCCUUUCCAAACUCUAUGCUCCUGAGUUUGCCCUCUUCCCUUUCCCCCUUCUUCUCCCCUCUCCCUGACUUCUUCCCCACGUCUCUCAAAACCUUUUAUCAGAAAGGCAGGCCUCAACCAGCCACCCAACUUUUUGUUUUUCUAUUCACAUACCUAUUUCUUCUUCCCACCAUUCAUGGGAAAGCUGGCCGUGGUUUUUGUUGUUUCCUUCUGUCCUCACCAACACAACAGAUAGAAUUUAAAUAUAUGUAUAUGGUGUGUGCAUAUAUGUGUAUGUAUAUGUAUGUGCAUACGUAUACGUACACAUACAUACAAUAUGUAUUCCUAGCAAAAUCAAAUCUCUAAGGUACUUGGUUAUCCGGCGCAGUGCACUGGAAAAAAGAGAAUUUGUAGGCAUAUACAGCUUUAAAUGAUUUAUUUUUUAUGAAAAUAUUAACUGAUGAAAUUAUAUCUACAUAUGUUUGUAUGUAUGUGUGAAUAUAUAUAUAUACACGUACAUACAUAUAUAUGUGUGUAUAUAUGCAUACACAUGUCUGUCCAAAUUUUCCUCUAAGAUACAUGGGGAAUCUUGCAUUAAUCCAUGUUGAAGAAUGAGACACAUCUUUUCCAUACCCCAGUUUCACCUUCUCCCUGUCCUACCUCACCUCUUCUCAGGCGCCCCCUCUUCCCCCAGCUGUCCUGCCCAGCCCUGCCUCACACAGGGUGGCCCUUUUGAAGUGGAGAAGUAGGGAAGGGUGCUCUCUGACACAGCUCCCAGCAGUCUUGACUGAAUGUACUGUUCCCUAUUAGCGUUAUUUCUCCUGUGGCCAGUAAGCUGCCCAGAGAGAAGGAACAAAGGUCUGGAGUUUACAGAAUGUCUGUUUUUAAAGUCACUUUAUGCGUUUCCCACUUUUUUUUUUUUUUUUUAAUAAAAAAGCACCGUUUUUGGUGGUGGAUAAUAAUACUAACAGGACUUUAGUGAAAGGGGAGAAAAACUCAAAGAACAGGGGAUUGUGAAUUUCCAGGUACUUGGGCUUUUUGUAGAAGGAGAAAGAAGAUGAAGUUUGCCAGGAGGGCCCAUAUUUUUUCAGCUGAAGGGUAAAAUCUUUCUUUGCAGAGACAGUAUUUUGCUGAAUACUUUUUAUAAUGUGAUGAUUAUUAAAAAAAAAUUUUGGUCACUUCAAAGCUGGAAGGAGGAAUCAGAUAUCCUUUAAUAUUUUUUCCUUGCUCCUCCUGGGAUAUGCAUGUCACUGCAUGAUAACUCUUGAGUUUUCCUUUGUUUUAAUAAAACUGUUCUCAGACAUUUAAGCUAAACUAAGAGAAAAAUAACUUUGUUGCCAAAAGGUUGUGCUAUCCAGAUUUUUUAUAUGUCUGCAUGUUUUAAAACCAACGAAAGAAAAUGCACUCUAACUUAUGUGAACUGAGAGAAAAAAAAUCAGGUUUUAAACAGGAAAACCUAUGGGGAAUGAUAUUUUUUGAAAGACUUUUGUACAAAGUUGAGUACUUAGAAAAAGACAAACCAGAUGUAAUAUAUUUUGUGGAUGUUUUUAUUUCUUGGAUUUAUAGUACCUUAUACUAAGGUUAAAAAAAUGCUUGAUAUUGUGAAAAGGUGAGAUUCUUCACCAACAUUUCAUUUGCUCCUUUGUCACAUUGUUAUGCCAAUAUAAUAUAGUUAAUGAAAACAGCAUUUUUAAAAACCGAAAUAUUGAAAUGGUGUAAUGUUGUACCAUUUGCACUGUGAGCAAAUGCCAAUACAGUAAAUAUAUUGUGUUUGCUGACAAUCAGCCGGCCUUUAAAUCUCCUUAUUUUAUUUCUUGUUUUCAUAGCAUAAAGUUUUGGUUUGGCCUGUU